GGUGCGUAAUGCUAGUUAAGUGCAGAAGUGGAGCGAGAUCCAUGUGUUAACUCAUGUGGUAUGUCCACUCACGCCUGGGUGGGUGUAAUCAAGACGCCCUCUUUGUUUUGGCCGUCAGGUGUGUGACGAGCGGGGGUGGGGGGGACACAAUUCUUCCAGGUGAAGGCAUGCGAGCCGUUUGACUUGUUUUGUCGCUGCUGCCACACACGCAGUGAGUCAGAGCCACUUAACAUCUAUUCAGGUGCAAUUUGAAACCCGAGCAAGGCUUUCUCUGGAUUGUUGUGGUUUGGGUCUUGUCACCGGAUGACAGAUGCCACAAAUUACCCCCAAGUCUCUGAAAAAUGAGAUCCGUUUACCCUGAAAACACGGGCGACACUCGAUAUGUGACUCACUUGUGUGUAGGGGAACUAGCACCCAAAUCUGACCUCACUUUCUGGCCAACUUAACUGUGAGCGCUAAAAGAAGAAAAGCACCUUACAGGCGCAGUCACAGAGACACAUGCAGUCAGUGUGCGCACAGGAGGGUGGAGUCGGAAGAGUGGGGCUUUUUUUUUUUUUUUCCUCGCCAGAGGGGAUCACCUUUUGACUUGAUGCGCAAGGAAGGAAUCCAGGGUGAGGUUUUCGAGGGAAUUACGCGGCGUCAGACCGCAACGAAAUGUGUUCACGCCAAUUUCUGGUUUGGAAUCGCAUCCGAUUCUAAUUUCUAGGUGGUCUGACUUUCAUUUGGGAGCAUCCAGACACAGAGUUGAGUUUCUGUGCAGGCAUGGAGCGCACCGCACUGGCCCGUCCGCGCGUCCAGCCCUCGCCUCGGGCGGCGCGUAAAAGCGAGUGGCUCCGGAGCGCCCUGGCCCACCAUCACUGUCCUGACCCCGGAGCGGAGAACGAAGUCGUCGUCCUGGCCACCGGGAUAGACCAGUACUUGCAGGAGGUCUUCCACCACCUCACCUACUCCAACAGGAACGACACGAUGUCGGCGGAGGAUUUCUCUGCGCUGUGCUCCGUGCUGGGACUCACAGAGAAAAGGAAGAGGGCGAUCAAAGGAGGAACUGGAGAUGGUCAGAACGAUGAGGAGGAUGAAGAGUUUGGGGAUGUAUGUUCUGGGCUGCCCGGCCAGAUCUCCUUUAAAGACUUCCACUCGCGGCUCUGCGGGUAUUUCCGUGUGCGCAGCGCGCGUCGAGGCGCCGGGGAGUGCGCCGGGCGCCUGCCCGUCACUGAGGACACCGAGCUGGUGGAGCGGCAGAUCCGGGUCCGGUGGCCGCGAGUCAGGCGGAGGAAAUGUGUGAGUUUUGAUCUGACGAGGGAUCAGAGUGGAGCCGGAAACAGAUCAAUCAAAGCUCGAGCCGCAGAAGAACGCGAGCCAGAUGAGGUAGCAGCUCUGAGGGAGCUGGUGGAGGACCUCCGCUCGGCGCUGCAGGGGAGCGACGCUCGCUGCCUGGCCCUGGAGGUGGCCCUCCGGCGGGAGCGGAGCCGCACCGUCCCCCCCCCGCCCGGCUUCAGCUCCACAGUUCCCACUCAACCCACGACCUCCAUCACCCUCAGACAGGGAAAACUGGUGCCAACCCUGAGAAUUAAAGGACACAGCAGCGUCGCCGGGGGAGAAGGGACGAGGAGGGCGGCGAGGAGGCGGGACAUCAGGGACCCCCUUCUGAGGGAGCUGAAGCUGAUCCGCUCCUCACGGGACGGGCAGCUGGAGGAGGCCAUCAAAUACAAUGAGUGUCUGGAGGAGGAGCUGCGGUGGGCGUACCAGGAAGUGCGCAAGCUCCAGGGGGUGGAGUCUGCGCUGAGGAAGGAGAACACCCACAUCAGGAGGCGGGCAGAGGAGGCCAGGGAGGCUCUGAGCUUGGGACUUCAGAGGGUUCGGAAGAUCCAGGAGCAGGCUCAGUCGGUGCCACAGCUCCAGUCCAGGAUCGCCCAGCUGGAGACAGAACUGCAGCAGUACAGGUCCCGCUGCACCUGCAUCCCUGACCCCACCCAUCAACAAACGUACCCAGUCACAGUAGAAGACACCUGUGGCAAGACAGGUGCAGAGUGUCUGCAGAGGGCGGUGGAGGGGAGAGCUGCGUCUGAUGAAGAGGAGGAGGACAGGGAGAUGAGGGAGGAGGGACAAUGCGGCCUGACGGAGGUGAAGAAGCAUAUCGGCCGACUGCACGGCUGUGGCAAAGGAUGUCAGACGCAUGCAGUCCACCAACCUCCCUCUCAGAGUGAGAAAAACGUUGUUGGCGCUUUAAAGGACAGCAGGGGGCGCUGCAGCUGGAAGGGACAAAACCAGGAGCGGCCAGAGGGAAGCAGGGGGUUUGAAAAGGAAAAGACACCUGACGAAGAGGAGGACAAGACGAGGCUGGAGGAGAAAGAAAAGACACGUCUGUCUCUGAUGGAGGAGAAGCUGACGGACGCCCUCACACUGCUGCUGCAGCUACGCAACAAGAACGUGUCCCGCAGGGCCCUGGAGAAGCUUGUGAUGGACACUCUGCAUGUGUGCAGUAGGAGUGGGGAUGGUCCGUCUCAGGUCCUGCAGGUGGCCGACGCUCUCUGUGCCCGGCUGUCCUCCAGGGAACUCGUCGGAAGCGGCGGUGACGAUGACGCAGGAGAGAGCAGAGAGAAACUCCUGGCUCCGUCUUCAGGGUGUCAGAGCAGCGUGAACCCUCUGCUCAUCUCCUGUUAGCUGAGCUUCAGUACUGGUACUUAUCCUUCAGUUUAUCCUGUUUAUCUUUGGCUUGUUUGCACCCAUGUUUGUUUUCCACAAUGUAUCCCAGAUUAUGAAACUGGUUCAGUGUAUUUAAAGAUUAAUUUUAUUCACUUUAUUCGAUCUCUCUUUGUCCUUCUUUUCUAAUUUAAUUUUUAAUAAUUAAAUGUUUUUAUCCAACCUUGA
Acanthopagrus latus (yellowfin seabream) is the source of this 2868-nucleotide messenger RNA. Its product is annotated as EF-hand and coiled-coil domain-containing protein 1. Lineage: Eukaryota; Metazoa; Chordata; Actinopteri; Spariformes; Sparidae. Bases 763 to 2661 code for a protein of 632 amino acids. The record is from RefSeq and is a predicted model, not a curated record. The transcript has 9 exons.